CAUUUCUCUCACUGUAUUUGCUUCUUCUCUUAGCUCCCUUUUUGUUGUAAAUGGCGUUAGAAGCUUACACAUCACAAAAUACUGAUAAUAAAAUCCAUACAGAUGUUCUUUCACAAGCUCGUAUAUCUUGUUACAAGGCAAGAGAUGCAUUUUAUUCAUGCCUGGAGAAAGAAUCGAGUAAGAAGCUUACAGAAAUCGCGACAGUUGGGCUUUUAUACCCUGUUGAAUGCAAGAAAUCCAGAGAGGAAUAUGUGAAGCAAUGUCGACCCACUUGGGUUAAGCAUUUUGAUAGGCAAUACUGUGCUAAGAAGAGGGUUCAGAGACUUUUGGAUUAGUCAAGGAGAGGGGUUUAAAGCUUGGCCUUUAAGGAAGAGGCUAGUGCAUAACUACUCAUUCUCGUGGUAAACUUGUUGGCUGAUUCUUGCUUUGAACGUUCAGAACUUCCAUAUAUAAGAACAGGAGUUACUAAACAUGCUGAAUUACUUGGGAUCAUCCAUUUGAGUGGCCUUCUUCUUUUCAUAUUAAUGGCUUGUCCAACUCGAGUCUAGAAGAUCCCGAGACUGUAUUUUACUUGCAGAGUGAAAAUAAAUGUAAUGUGGAGUCUCUGUCUUGCCUUCAGAAUAGGAGUUUAACUUUGAUAACUAUACGAUUUCUUGAGAUGAAGUAUUUUUCUGCUUCUCUUUUCAGUUUAGCAUACAGAAUGGCGUAUAUUUUGAUUA
Messenger RNA from Lycium ferocissimum, 719 nucleotides. RefSeq lists its product as uncharacterized. Bases 51 to 335 code for a protein of 94 amino acids. The transcript is spliced from 4 exons. Gene Ontology annotation, cellular component: mitochondrion; respiratory chain complex IV. The record is from RefSeq and is a predicted model, not a curated record. NCBI's taxonomy places the organism in Eukaryota, Viridiplantae, Streptophyta, Magnoliopsida, Solanales, Solanaceae.